GCCUACAUUUUCAGCUCACUACGAAUAUAAUUCGCAACGUGGAUAGAGCAUCAAAAAAGCUCCUUCUUAAUUUAACAAUCGAAACAGACUCAAAAAUCAUCCAUAUGGUAUAUGAAGAUGAUAGCGACAUAAAGAAAUGUACCCGCCAAGAUCAAGGCAAAACUAUUGAUAAAGAUGACACAGACGGACUUACAGAUGUUCUAGACGAUUUCGAAGAAAUAACUAAAACGUUGAAUGAUGCCGUAGAUCUAGAUUUAAGUGAUGAUGAGUUGGACAUAAAUGAUGGAAGCCCUUUUAUAGACAGAGCUAAAACCUUUAAUGUCGAAGAAUUAUUCAGAGGAAAAAUCAAUAAUGAUUUAAAUGACAUCAGCAGUAAAAAUAUAAAUAAUGAUAUUGGAGAUAUUAUCAGCAAAGCUUUUAAAGGGAAAGAUAAAGUUUGUAUUAAAAAGUCAAAUGAUAAAGUAAAUAAUCUUAUUGCUGUCAAAAAUGAAGACACUAGUAGCACGUUUCGUGAUGCGGAAGAAGUUCUUAAGGCAAAUAUUAAUGAUCUACCAUCAGAUUUAACAUUUAAUGAUAUUUCAAUGAAUGCUAAUGAUUUAAAUGAUAAUGAUUCAAAUCUAGUUGACACUUUCAACAAUUUUAUCCUAGACCAUGACUAUUUUGAUGAGAAAUUUCUACUUGAAACUGGUGAUUCUGAAUUUAUGAAAAAACAUGUCAUUUCUAAAAAAACUGAUGAAGAUUCUUUACUUAGAGAGAUAAUACCUAAUAUGACUAAGAAAGACGAAAUAGUUAUCUUCAAAGAACGAGAAAAAACUAAGAAUAAGAAAACCAUCAAACCCGUUAAAAAUCUUUUGAAACUUAAACUAAUUAAUAAAGGAGCUAAUCUAAACAAUGGCAAAGAUAUUUCAAAAGCAUCUAAUAAUAAAGAUGAUAAAACAUUUAAAAUUGAAGAUGAAUCAACGUCAAACGAAAAAAAGUCUACUUCAGAACCAAUAAUAACCAAACCAGAACUACCCAUCGAUGACAACAUUAAAACAGAAUUGUCUAAAGAAUUUAUAAAAUUUGGAUCUGAUUUUAACUUUAGAAUCUUCGAGCUAAGCAAAGAAGAGCAGUUGGAAGAAAUUCAGAAGAAGAGAGAAGGAGUACUGUAUGUAAGCGCGCCAUACAAAUGUGUUAAUUGUGCGAAAGGGUUCAAGAGUAUGACGACGUACGAGAACCAUUUAAAAGUGCAUGAACCUAGUUACGGUCCAUUCUCGUGUGACAUCUGCCACUCGAGGCACAAGUCCGAGGCCCGUCGACGUCGCCACGCCGAUACGCACCGCUUCAAGUACUGCUGCACGCGCUGCGAGGUGGUUGCUAGAUCCCGGGAGCGGGCGGAGGCGCAUUUUCACUGGCACGCUGGCAAGACAUUCCCAUGCCGAUACUGCGGCGAACAAUUUGGCAAGGCUUCAACCCACCUGUCACACAUACGUCUGCGGCACCCGGCCGCGUGCGUGUGGUGCUCGCAGUGCGGGGAUCCUUUCGUGGGAGCCCUGGGGCUCCGCCAGCACAUGCGCCGCAGGCACCCCACGGUGGCAAAUAUCGAGGACUCUGUGGAGUUGUAUUGCUUCACCUGCCGCAUGCAGUUCCAGAAUUCAGAUGCCUAUCUUAGACACAAGGAGGCGUCAGGGACCAGUUGUCGUUCCGAUCAACGUUUUUGUGCUUCGUGCGGCGACAGUUUCGAGUCGGAGAAGGCGUUGUUGCAUCAUCGUAAACUGCACGCAAACGCCCCCGCGCCUUGCCAUAUGUGUCCCGCCUGGUUCACAUCCUCACACUCUCGUGAGACGCAUUACCUGCGCGCGCACCUCGGCGCGUCCACGCCCCGCGCCGCGCCGCGGCACCCCCGCCCCCGCCGGCCGGCCGUCAAAAAACCCGCCAUGUGCGAGCUUUGCGGGAAGAAAUACCACUCCGCAGCCGCCCUAUCGUAUCACCAGCGCUCACACACGGGCGAGAAACCAUUCGCCUGUACGCGAUGCCCGAAAAGCUUCGCUCUCAACCACUCGCUACAGGCACAUAUCCGCACGCACACGGGGGAGCGCCCGUACCGCUGCUCGCGGUGCCCGCGCGCGUUCCUCAACGCUAACAACCUAGCUCGCCAUAAGAAAACUGUACAUCUGGGCCAGAAGCAGUACUCGCGCUGCGCGGUGUGCCGGCGCUGGCUGUCGUCGCCGAGCGCCGCGCGUCUGCACGCCGCCGCCGUGCACGGCGCGGGCGCGACACACAACGCCAUCGCCAGCUAG
Cydia strobilella is the source of this 2279-nucleotide messenger RNA. RefSeq names its product zinc finger protein 420-like. Lineage: Eukaryota; Metazoa; Arthropoda; Insecta; Lepidoptera; Tortricidae. Gene Ontology annotation, biological process: regulation of DNA-templated transcription. Gene Ontology annotation, molecular function: RNA polymerase II cis-regulatory region sequence-specific DNA binding; DNA-binding transcription factor activity, RNA polymerase II-specific. The transcript has 10 exons. Bases 105 to 2279 code for a protein of 724 amino acids. The record is from RefSeq and is a predicted model, not a curated record.